Molecule: messenger RNA, 675 nt
Organism: Guillardia theta CCMP2712
Lineage: Eukaryota; Cryptophyceae; Pyrenomonadales; Geminigeraceae
Exons: 9
Coding region: 1-675 (224 amino acids)
Source: RefSeq, a predicted model, not a curated record
AUGCCUCGGGUGGUCUAUCAGGCCAAUGGGCAGCUGCCUGAGCCGCGCACAAACCCGACGCAAGGCAUGGUCAGGCUUCCCUACAAGCACAACGGCCAGUUCCCUGAAGCAGCGAAGCCAAACCCUGCUGAGGAUCUCAUACCUUUGAAUUACCGUCAGAAUGGACAGUUCCCUGAAGCUCGUCCUCCAAACCCAGCUGAUGGGUUGGUUCCGAUGCAGUACGGGGACAACGGUCAGUUUCCUGAAGCAAGGCGGCACAGCCUGCCAAGCGACAUCCAUCCAGUCAGUUACAUGAGCAAUGGACAGUUUCCUGAAGAAAGGAGACAAAAUCCUGCUGACGAGAUGGUUCCGCUCUAUUAUCGUGACAAUGGACAGUUUCCCGAGCCGAGCGACCGCGAUUCUGCAGGAAUCUUAAAGCCUCUGUCUUACCAAGCGAAUGGGCAGUUCCCUGAUACGGACCAACCCGGUGAGCUCGAGCUAAAUCCCAUCUUCUACCUCGACAACGGGCAGUUUCCAGAGACACGGGGAUCUAUGGCCUUGAAGUCAAGAAUCCUUGGCGGCUUUAAGCAUGUAGCAGCAGCUCGUGUUGGCCAGCGCCCCUACUUGAGGGGACCUGCCCUUGUGCGAAGAGGCUUGGCAAAUGUUGUGUGGAUGCCUAUUCAAGUCGAUCACUAG